CUCCGUCAAGCGUGCAUUAUUGUGAAUUUGGAUUCCACUCGUAAUACGUACGUUGCGGAAGCUCGCUAUUUUCGUUUCGCGAAUGAUCUAAUAUUGUGUAGGUCGCAUUUUUGGGCAACGGCGCUCUUGUUCGACGGUUUCGCUGGCUCAUCGUAUAAGGUAAUCGUCCCGUCCUCGUGAGCAGUCUGCAAACGCGCUGGCCGUCAGCCUCCUUUCCCCGAUCACUGCCACCAAAUUCAUCUACCCAAGGAACUCUCUCGUUUCACAACAGCUUGUCUUGAUACCACAGCCUGGUCUUUGCUUUUUCAAGUCCGCCAUCCUUGCAAGGUGGAGUACUUUGUAACAAGUCCCGACGUCAACAACUUGAGCCCUACCAAGUCGAAAGUAGUCCCACGGCCGCAUUUGGACCAUGCAGAUACAUAAGCUGCUCAACCCUUCCUUUGCUGACCGCGAUGGGUAUCGCGACUCGUCGCCAAUACCCGCGUCCUUGUCCCGCCCGGUAGCCUCGAUCGUAGUUCCAAAACGACAGAAGGUCCCUAAGGAUGCUCCAAUCUUCUCAGAAGGCAACAACAUUGUAGGCUAUGUGAACUUCCCUCCUCAUGAAGCCCGGGACGACCAUGAUCUCAAAGCUCAGCACCAAAAAUUCCAGGUUUAUCCGUUGGGCGAGAUAUACAAGAAAGGUAUCCGACACAUCCCCUACAACAGUGAUAAGAAGGACUUCCUGGAUAAAACGGGACGCGAUGCGUUCGAAAUGUUCCAGUACACCUACAAGAGACCUGGUGACGAGAAGGAGUACGUAGUAGUCUGGGAUUACAACGUCGGUCUCGUUCGUAUGACGCCUUUCUUCAAAUCCUUGAAGUACUCAAAGACGAUGCCAGCUAAAGCGCUGAGGGAGAAUCCAGGGCUGAAGGACAUCAGUUAUAGCAUCACAGGGGGUGCUCUAGUGUGUCAAGGGUAUUGGAUACCCUACCAUGCUGCCAAAGCGAUUGCAACAACGUUUUGCCAUGAAAUUCGAUGGGCACUAACUCCGGUGUUCGGCAACGACUUUCCUUCGUUGUGUCUUCAUCCGAAAGAUCCAAACUUUGCAAAGUUUCUCAUCGAUCCAGCAAUCGUGAAGUACUGUGCCCUCGAAACGAUUCGAUUCCGCACAGAAGGCCCGUCGUACCGCGUCCUGAAUUCGAGCGUAUCGUCGCCCGUCGAGACACCUACGAUGCCGUUUGGCUCACCGCUAUGGAAGGAGAAAGGAACGAAGCAACGCCAUGUGUGGUCGGCGGAUGUUGAGAGCGGAUAUGGCACCGACACGGAUCAGAGCGAUAAAUGCCACUUCUCGCCACAGGUGUCUCCCCGUGGUCAGGGUGCGUGGACAUCGGUUAAUAUGUCGCAGUCCCCAUCCUCACCACGCACAGCCAAUUCUUCCACCAUGGGCUCGCCCGUCAGCACUCGAGGCCCCCCGGUGCUGAUAGCGGCAACUUCGGUUCCAGGCGGAUACUACGACGAACCGUUCCAGACGAAGCGAACACUCUCCAAGGUGGCCUUCAGCGACACUUGCGAUGGCGACACGUUGAGUCGACCUCAGACCGCCGCUACUAUCGACAGCGACGGCGGGGAUGAAGUCCAUUCGCGGGGCGAUAUCGAUGCGGCGGAGAUGCUACUGUCGCUCAGUGCGGCUGACAAGAGGUUGCCGCCGCCAAAGCGAACUCGUCGUGGGUCCAAGUACUAA
Molecule: messenger RNA, 1720 nt
Organism: Cucurbitaria berberidis CBS 394.84
Lineage: Eukaryota; Fungi; Ascomycota; Dothideomycetes; Pleosporales; Cucurbitariaceae
Product: DNA-binding domain of Mlu1-box binding protein MBP1
Exons: 4
Coding region: 410-1720 (436 amino acids)
Molecular function (GO): DNA binding
Source: RefSeq, a predicted model, not a curated record